Molecule: messenger RNA, 2462 nt
Organism: Arvicola amphibius (Eurasian water vole)
Lineage: Eukaryota; Metazoa; Chordata; Mammalia; Rodentia; Cricetidae
Product: nucleolin-like
Molecular function (GO): RNA binding
Source: RefSeq, a predicted model, not a curated record
UCAGACGCUAGCUGUAGCUGGCAGUCAGUCGUACGUGCUCCCGUGUCUUCAGUGCCCGCCGCUGCCGUCGAGUUCGCGUCGAUUCUCCCGGGCUCUUCUGAGGUGCCCACUUCGCCGCACGCGCCGCCGCCGUCAUCCGCCACCAUGGUGAAGCUCGCAAAGGCCGGCAAAACCCACGGUGAGUCCAAGAAAAUGGCUCCUCCCCCAAAGGAAGUGGAAGAAGAUAGUGAGGAUGAAGAAAUGUCAGAAGAUGAAGAAGAUGACAGCAGUGGAGAAGAGGAGGUUGUCAUCCCUCAGAAAAAAGGCAAGAAAGAUACAACUCCAGCAAAGAAGGUAGUUGUUUCACAAACAAAAAAGGUUGCAGUUCCCACACCAGCUAAGAAAGCUGCUGUUACCCCAGGUAAAAAGGCAGCAGCCACACCAGCCAAGAAGGCAGUUACACCAGUCAAAGCAGUUGCGACACCUGGUAAGAAGGGAACCGCACAAGGAAAAGCAUUGGUAGCAGCCUCUGGUAAAAAGGGAGCUGUCACACCAGCCAAGGGCGCUAAGAAUGGUAAGAAUGCCAAGAAGGAAGAAAGUGAUGAAGAUGAAGAUGACGACGAUGAUGAAGACGACAGUGAUGAGGAUGAAGAUGAUGAGGAAGAGGAUGAAUUUGAGCCACCAGUAGUGAAAGGAGUGAAGCCAACAAAGGUAGCUGCUGCUGCUCCUGCCUCAGAGGAUGAAGAUGAGGAAGAUGAUGAAGAUGAUGAUAAUGAUGAUGAUGAAGAUGACUCUGAGGAAGAAGCUAUGGAGAUCACACCUGCUAAAGGAAAGAAAGCUCCUGCAAAAGUUGUUCCUGUGAAAACCAAGGCUGUGGCUGAAGAAGAGGAUGAUGAGGAUGAUGAAGAUGAUGAGGAUGAUGACGAUGAUGAAGAGGAGGAUGAAGAUGAAGAAGAUGAGGAUGAAGAUGAAGAAGAGGAGGAAGAGCCUGUUAAAGUAGCACCUGGAAAAAGGAAGAAGGAAAUGACCAAGCAGAAGGAAGUCCCCGAAGCCAAGAAACAGAAAGUGGUGGAAGUCGAAUCAACAACACCUUACAAUCUCUUCAUUGGAAACCUUAAUCCAAACAAGUCUGUUGCAGAAUUAAAAAAUGCCAUCAGUGAACUUUUUGCUAAAAAUGAUCUUGCUGUUGUGGAUGUCAGAACUGGUACAAAUAGGAAAUUUGGCUAUGUGGACUUUGAGUCUGCUGAAGACCAAGAAAAGGCCUUGGAACUCACUGGUUUAAAAGUGUUUGGCAAUGAAAUUAAACUAGAAAAACCAAAAGGAAGAGAUAGUAAGAAAGUUCGAGCUGCAAGAACACUUAUAGCAAAAAAUCUUUCAUUCAACAUCACUGAGGAUGAUUUAAAAGAAGCAUUUGAAGAUGCUGUGGAGAUCAGAAUGGUUACCCAGGAUGGGAGGUGUAAAGGGAUUGCUUACAUUGAAUUUAAGUCUGAGGCUGAUGCAGAGAAAAACCUUGAAGAGAAGCAGGGGACAGAAAUUGAUGGGCGGUCUGUUUCACUCUCCUACACUGGGGAGAAAGGACAACAAAGGCAAGAAAGACCUGGAAAGAAUAGCACUUGGAGUGGUGAAUCAAAAACUUUGGUUUUAAGUAACCUUUCAUACAGUGCAACAGAAGAAACUCUUCAGGAGGUAUUUGAGAAAGCAACUUUUAUCAAAGUGCCCCAGAACCAACAAGGCAAAUCUAAAGGGUAUGCAUUUAUAGAAUUUGCUUCAUUUGAAGAUGCUAAAGAAGCUUUAAGCUCUUGUAAUAAAAUGGAAAUCGAGGGCAGAACAAUCAGGCUGGAGUUACAAGGACCCAGGGGAUCAGCUAAUGCAAGAAGUCAGCCAUCCAAAACUCUGUUUGUCAAAGGUCUUUCUGAAGAUACCACUGAGGAGACCUUAAAAGAAUCAUUUGAGGGCUCUGUUCGUGCGAGAAUCGUCACAGAUCGGGAAACAGGUUCCUCUAAAGGGUUUGGUUUUGUAGACUUCAAUAGUGAGGAAGAUGCCAAAGCUGCCAAGGAAGCUAUGGAAGAUGGAGAAAUUGAUGGAAACAAAGUUACUUUGGACUGGGCCAAACCUAAGGGUGAAGGUGGCUUUGGUGGCAGAGGAGGAGGCAGAGGAGGUUUCGGAGGCCGAGGCGGUGGCAGAGGAGGAAGAGGCGGAUUUGGCGGCAGAGGCCGAGGAGGCUUUGGAGGUCGAGGAGGCUUCCGAGGUGGCAGAGGAGGAGGAGGAGGAGACUUCAAGCCACAAGGAAAGAAGACGAAGUUUGAAUAAUUCCUUCCAUCCCAGUCUUUCCCAAUUCAUUUUAAAGAAAGGACUCUGGGGUUUUACACUGUUACCUGUUAAAAAUGACAGAGCCUUUUAAGGACAUUUCCAGAGGUUUUUUUCCUACAGUCUUUUUUUUUUUCUUUUUUUGCGUUGGGGGUUGUAAAAGAAUGUUUAUCAUG